AUCAUCACUUUCAUUUAAACCUGACUGCUUAUUCCUCUAUCUCUAUCUCUCUAUUUAGCCCUGUUUGCAAUGGCCAAACCCUUUUCAAGAUCACUAGAGCUUCAAAUAAACAAUGUUACCAAGAACUUAAUGCAAGGUUUAAUAGUAUUUAGUGUUGUUUUGUUGGUAAUGGUUCAAAAUUCAGCUGUGGGUGCAAUUCAAUUCAAAGUUGGAGGAGAAAAGGGAUGGAGUUUGCCAAGUGAUAAUCCUAAUGCACUUACUUACAACCAAUGGGCAGAGAUGAAUCGGUUUCAAGUUGGAGAUUCUUUAUUAUUUGUUUACCAGCCAGAUAAUGACUUGGUGAUGCAUGUAAACAAUGUCGAUUACACAAAUUGCAAUACAGCGACACCCAUUGUAACUUAUAGCGAUGGAAACUCUGUGUUUACAUUCAACCAGUCCGGACCUUUUCAUUUCAUAAGUGGGAUUAGAAAGAACUGCCUCAAGAAUGAAAAGUUGAUUGUCGUAGUUAUGUCUGAUAGAAGCGGUGACCAUUCUUCGAACUCGAACCAGACAACCUCAGAUUCUCCUUCUCCUGCACCUUCAGAUAGUUCUACUUCCCCUCCUCCUGGCGAAAUUGAAAUCGUUCCAGCUCCUGAUGGAAUGGAGUCUCCUUCUUCGCCACCAACAGACUCGAUUGUUAUUAGCCCUACUUCAGCUCCUCCAGGACUAGAAUCUCCUCAGUAUUCUUCAUCUCCAUCUCCAGUUAAGUUUGCCAGCUUCAUAGUUUCGCUUGGAGCUUUUGUUGGUUUCUCGGUUCUCCUAGACUUGUAAGUGACCAAGUUCAUGCAUUUGUUCACACCAUUUCUCCUUUUGCUUAAUGCUUCUUUUUAUUUAUUUGGUGCUCCUUCCUGUUGACUUAAUUGCAUUUGUUUGUAAAAUUCGAGAAUCAAGCUUUAUGAGCUCCACUUACAAGAUGUUGUAUCCUAAUAUAAAUGCUCAGGCUAUUCACUAUGUAAAAAUUGUCUGCAAAAAUAUAGCCCUGGUUAUUUGUUCCUU
This is a messenger RNA of Papaver somniferum (opium poppy), 1035 nucleotides long. RefSeq names its product early nodulin-like protein 3. The record is from RefSeq and is a predicted model, not a curated record. The transcript is spliced from 2 exons. Gene Ontology annotation, cellular component: plasma membrane. Bases 70 to 810 code for a protein of 246 amino acids. Lineage: Eukaryota; Viridiplantae; Streptophyta; Magnoliopsida; Ranunculales; Papaveraceae. Gene Ontology annotation, molecular function: electron transfer activity.